Colletotrichum godetiae is the source of this 663-nucleotide messenger RNA. RefSeq lists its product as uncharacterized. The record is from RefSeq and is a predicted model, not a curated record. The transcript has a single exon. Lineage: Eukaryota; Fungi; Ascomycota; Sordariomycetes; Glomerellales; Glomerellaceae. Bases 146 to 334 code for a protein of 62 amino acids.
GGUAACUGUUCAGAGUGUAUUAUGUAAGCACAGUUGUGUCAUCACCACCACCCCAACUCAGACAAGCCACUUUAACCCAUUCGAUGUGCCAAUUGCCGCGUGCCAUAAGCUAUGAAACCCUGUGACCGUCGGAAAAGUACACGCCAUGGUUCACGAGAUCUUCCGGGAUCGGUCACGCCCGAGAGCAAGACAGAGGUUUAUAGAGAGUAUACGAUAUUUUGCUGAGGUCAUGGAGGUCACAGUUUUAUCAUCGAGGCACUGCAAGAUGGCUAGGUGGGCGAGGGCUCGUCCAGGAGUCGGGGGCAAUUGGUUCGCGCGAGGGAGGUUUGCCUAAGCAGUUGGCGAUACAGUGCUGGUGGGCAGUAUGAGCCUCUCCAAUUUCUCUGUGCCUGGUAUACUUCAAGUCGGAUCAAAGGGAUAUUAGCAGCGCCAUCGGCAUGUCUAUCCGCAUGCCGUGCCCUGAUUGCUUGAGUCUAUCUUGAACAGCACGUUAGACUACCACGCUUUGUCCGUACCGCCUCAAGACAUAAGUGAAAUGGCUCCUCAAUAUGGAAGCAUCAUUUUCGAUGUUGAUUCCAAUAUCCACCCAGAUUUCUUGAUGAAAACCACUGAGAAUUCAAUUGCAAUCAUGGGAGGAUGAGGCUCAUAUGAAUAGAUGUGUGG